UUCAGUGAUGUAAAAAUGUUUGAUGAUUAAAUACAGGAAAAAUAUAUUGGUCAUCGUCAUCGUUUCUUGUCUCUUCAUACCACUUUCUGUGUGUAUAUCUUUACAUCGAUAAGUUUGUUUAAUUUUUCUUCAUUAUUGAGCGUUGUUGAUCAUCAAACCCAUUAUUUCACUUAAAAAACAAAUGGAUACCGAUGAAAUUCUUGAACCAUUAGAACCAUCUAUACGAAAUAUUAUUGAACAGAAAACAUUAAAAUGGAUAUUUGUUGGUGGUAAAGGUGGUGUAGGUAAAACAACAUGUUCAUGUUCAUUAUCAGUACAAUUAGCUAAAGUUCGUGAUAGUGUAUUGAUCAUAUCGACUGAUCCGGCACAUAAUAUCAGUGAUGCUUUUAAUCAGAAAUUUUCCAAAAUACCAACAUUGGUCAAUGGUUUUGAUAAUCUUUAUGCAAUGGAAAUUGAUCCAAAUCUUGGUACAGAACAAUUACCGGAUGAUUUUUUUCAACAAGAUGAUCCAAUGCGUUCAGCAAAAGGUAUUAUUAAAGAUUUAUUGGGUUCAUUUCCCGGUAUUGAUGAAGCAAUGUCAUAUGGUGAAGUAAUGAAAUUAGUUAAAUCAAUGAAUUAUGAUGUUGUUGUUUUUGAUACGGCACCAACUGGACAUACAUUACGUUUAUUAACAUUUCCAACAAUAGUGGAAAAAAGUUUAGGAAGUUUUCUACGUAUCAAAUCACAAUUUAGUUCAAUGUUUAGUUCAUUGUCAACAAUGUUAGGUUUACAAAGUAAUUCCGGUGAAAUGAUUAAUUCAAAAAUUGAAGAAUUAUUACCAAUAAUCAAAACUAUUAAUGAACAAUUUAAAAAUCCUGAACAAACAACAUUUGUUUGUGUUUGUAUUGCUGAAUUUUUAUCACUUUAUGAAACUGAACGUUUAGUACAAGAAUUAACUAAAAUGAAUAUCGAUACACAUAAUAUUAUUGUUAAUCAAUUAAUUCUUUAUCCGGAUGGUCAACCAAUCAAUUGUAAUGUAUGCCGUGCAAGAAUUCGUAUACAACAAAAAUAUUUAAAUCAAAUUGAAGAUUUAUAUGAAGAUUUUCAUGUUACAAAAUUACCAUUAUUAGAUGAUGAAGUACGUGGAUCCGAACGUGUUAUUGAAUUCAGUAAAAAUCUAAUCGAACCAUAUAAUCCAAAUCGAUCAUCUUGAACUAAUUUUAUUUUUUAUUUUUUUAAAUUUUGGCCAUUUUUUUCUGGCUUUUGUGUAAUGAGAUUUUAUUUCAUCUUUUUUUCUCAAUUUUCUUAUCAUUUAU
This is a messenger RNA of Dermatophagoides pteronyssinus (European house dust mite), 1295 nucleotides long. RefSeq names its product ATPase ASNA1 homolog. Gene Ontology annotation, biological process: tail-anchored membrane protein insertion into ER membrane. NCBI's taxonomy places the organism in Eukaryota, Metazoa, Arthropoda, Arachnida, Sarcoptiformes, Pyroglyphidae. The record is from RefSeq and is a predicted model, not a curated record. Gene Ontology annotation, molecular function: ATP binding; ATP hydrolysis activity. Gene Ontology annotation, cellular component: GET complex.